GUUACAAAAAUUGUCCUGAUUGUUAUAUACAACUGCUCUAAGUUCCCUUUAAAGCACGUAUUGACGUAUCUAUUAUAGUUUUUACUUAUUGCCUACGUUUGAAGUUGGAACCCGUGGUGAAUCACUCUGUGCUAAGCUAGUUGUGCCAUUUGGUCAAUGUUGUAAUUUGUAUACAACAACCACAGUGGUCCGUGUGACAGUUUAUAAUUGGCAGAAUGAGUUCCUUGAUACAUCUGUUGAUUUGUGUGUUGGUAUUCUUACCAUCGUAUUGCAGUGGAUCUGAAGAGUUCUUUAUCAAAGAUGGAUUGAAGAUAGAAGAGAGAAACUGGUAUCGAAAUGUCAGAAUCAAUGAAUUAGAGGGUCAUAUUAAGUCAGCUAGCAAUCUUGGAUUUCUUGAAAAGUUUUUAUCAUAUGCAAGCGUGGAACCUAGAAGUCCGGCUCAUGGGCAACUAAUCGAUUCACAGCUGUCUGAAGAAGGAUAUUCAGUUUAUUGGAAUGCUGAAAUUAUUUCUGCAGCUUCGGACUAUAUAUACCAUAGCCAUUGUCCUCUUUCUCGUAAACAAUGUGCCAAAGACUUAUUGAAACUGAAACUAGACAAGACAUCUUUGGGUGAUAUGUGUUUGUCCAUGUACUACAACAAAACUGCGUGCACCGGGAUGAACUUGAAGUAUCGAAGUCCUGACGGAUCGUGUAACAACUUCAAACGUUCCUCUUUGGGAAAGGCCACAACGCCUUAUACGCGAUUGCUGUUUCCUGACUAUGCAAAUUGUUUCUAUAGUGUUAUCAUGGUUAAUGAAUUAUAUAGAACACCCUUUGCUAGAAAGCUUAGUAUUGCACUUGUCAACGACGAGAACUCACCAGAUGACUUCAAGACGAUGGCGAUGGCGUACUGGGCGAUUUUCGUAGGCCACGAUCUAUCUCACACGGCGAUGUCUCCCAUGAUGAAAAGGAAUAGUUCGGUGAACUGUUGUAAUGAACUGAACAAUGGACUUUCUCCUCGUGACACACACGAAUUGUGCAUGUAAGUAACUAUAGUUGACUUAGGUCCAGAGAGUGAUCCAUUUUAUGAUUUUCGGUGCAUGAACUACGUGCGAUCGGUGCCGGCGGUGCGUUCCGAUUGUACUUUUGGACCAAGGGAACAAAUGAAUCAAGCUACUCAUUAUUUAGAUGGGUCGAUGGUAUACGGCUCUUCGGCGAAACGGACGUGGUCCUUGAGGACCAAGUUCGGUGGUCAACUGUUGACGAACAUGGGAUGCGUUCACAAUAGCCAAAUUGAUCCUCUACAGCCGCAGUUUAUGCCACUGGAAGACACCGAAUCUAACUCGUGCCAGUUUGGGAGCGGCACGUGCUAUAGGGCUGGCGACAUCCGAGCAAACGCGCUUCCCCAACUGACGGUGAUGCACACAUUGUGGAUGAGGGAACACAACCGGUUGGCCAAAUUGCUGUCGCACGUCAAUCCGCACUGGGAUGACGAACGAAUUUUCCAGGAGGCUAGGAAAAUCGUAACGGCGUCCAUACAGCACAUCACAUACGCUGAAUGGCUGCCUGCGCUGCUCGGUCUAAACUUUACAAGACAGAACGGACUGGAACUGUCGACAAAAGGGUACAGUAACGCUUACAACGAGACCGCUGACCCGAGCGUCAGCAACUGCUUUGCGACUGCUAUAUUACCGUUCGCUAAUUCGAUGAUAAGUGAAUCGAUCCAUUUAUAUACGGAAGUCCGAGUGAUCAACGGAAGUCUAUCGCUAAAGGAACAUUACAACCGACCGACCGAUGUAAUGAUGAAUUACUUAGAUCAACUUGUCAGAGGAUUAUCUACGCAAAAUACACAAAAAAUCGAUAUGCUAUUUACAAAAACGAUUACAAAUUACUUGUACACUGAGCAUCCAGAUAAUGUGUUUGGAAUGGACAUUUUCAGCUUGGAUAUACAACGAAACCGCGAUCACGGUAUUCCGUCAUAUACGGAAUUUAGAAAAUAUUGUGGACUAAAACCUAUAAUAAAUGAACACGACUUUUCCCAGAUCAUGGUGGAAGGUGCAACUGAUAGAUUAUUAAAGCAAUACGAAAAUUGGAACGAGAUAGAGCUAUUGGUAGGCGCAUUGUUUGAGAAACAUGAAGAUGACGCAAUGGUUGGACCAACGAUGAGGUGUAUCAUUAGAGAACAGUUUAUAAGAACUAGAAUUGCAGAUAGAUAUUUUUACGAUUUACCAAAAGUAUUCAACGAAUAUCAACUGGCAGAAAUAAGAAAAGUAACGCUUGCCAGAGUGUUUUGUGAUAACAGUAAUAAUGUCGAAAUGAUGCAGAAACAAGUAUUUUUGAUACCUCAAUCGCCUGAUUUGCAACAUUGUGAUUCCCAAUCAAUUCCAAAAAUCAACAUCAAACACUGGUCAGAAAUGGUCGAUUCCAUUCGAAAAUAACCUCAAACACAACAUUGAUGUUUUUAUUUGCAAUAUGUUUUAUUGUUGAAUCUAAAGUAAUAGCUUAUCUUUUAUGAGAAUCAAAAGUUUUUUAUAUUUAAUAAUAAAUAAUCAUCACUAUGCCAUUA
Messenger RNA from Myzus persicae (green peach aphid), 2545 nucleotides. RefSeq names its product peroxidase-like. The record is from RefSeq and is a predicted model, not a curated record. NCBI's taxonomy places the organism in Eukaryota, Metazoa, Arthropoda, Insecta, Hemiptera, Aphididae. Gene Ontology annotation, molecular function: heme binding; peroxidase activity. The transcript has 11 exons. Gene Ontology annotation, biological process: response to oxidative stress.